AUGAUGCAUGAUUUUUCCAUUUUCCACGAGAAAACGCAAGAUAAUGUAUUCGACCAAACACUGCAUAGGGUUGAUUCUAUGGCUGAAAGCCCCGACUUCCGUUGUAGCUACUCUGCUGUUUGUAUUGAGGUCUUCUCUGAUGGCCGGCAAAAUUUACCACAAGAUCCCAAGGAAGAUCCUCUAACAGCAGUUUGCAUCGUGUACUAUCACUCGGAUGAAGACAGAGAAGACGAAACAUGGUUGUUAUAUACUCGUGACAAGAUAUAUUCCGAAGACGAUAGAUACGAUCUGAACCCCCGUUUGAUCUUCUGCAAAAAUGAAAUGACACUUUUCGAUAAAUUUGCUCGACUUUUCCAAAGUCUUAAUCCUGACGUAGUUCUUGGCUGGGAAAUGAGACGACGAUCGCUCGGAUUUCUGAUCAAAAGAGCAGUUUUCGGCCUUGGAUGGAAGAAAUUCGGGUUGUGCCUCAGUCGACACUUUGGAGGGGAUGAAAAUAAUUACUUCGAGAAAGCAACGGUUGGGGAUGUGGCGAUCCCUGGCCGAACUGUCUUAGAGUUCUGGCGCCUGGCUGCUGAUGAGUUGAGUCUGAGAUCAACGAGUUUUGAAGCGGCGGCGUAUGAAGUUCUCGGCAAACGCACUCCAAUGAUGAAACGGAUAAAGAUGCGGAUUAUGUGGAACUCUACUGAUUGGGAAAAAGUGUUAAAUUUCCUCACGUGCAGAACAGAAAGACUUGCUUUGAUGAUAAAGAAGAUCGGGUUGUUAGAAAUCGGAUACGAAGUCUCAGGAAUCGCAAAUGUAUCCAUGAAAGAUUCGCUCACUAGAGGAUGUCAAGUAAGACAUGAAGGUAUAUUCGGAAACUGCUGUACCUAUCUAGAAAUGGUAAUGGAUUCACCAACUGAAGCUGAUGUUCGGGAAUCAAGAGCAGGAGAACAAAUUGCUCUCAAUCUUGAGCCCGAAUCUGGCAUGUAUACUGGUGGAGUUGCUGUUCUUGAUUUUACAUCACUGUAUCCCUCUGUUAUUAUCGCUCAAAACAUGUGCUACACCACCAUUCUCGGAAAUUAUCAAGAUCAUUUGAAUGGAGAGCCUCAAAAUGUUGGUACGAAAUUUGCAUGGGCGCUGCCUCGUGAGCAACUUCCUGAUGAGACGGACGUUCAUUAUGCUUCAACAAACUGUUGUUUUGUUAAUAAAGAAAAACGAAUGGGGAUUUUGCCGCAAAUUCAGACGAAGCUCCUGUCUAGCCGAGCAGCAAUAAAGAAAAUGAUGAAAUCCGGCACUCAUUCUCACCGAGAAUACAAAAUGCUCGAUUCUCGUCAACACGCACUAAAAAUGAUUGCAAACACGAUGUACGGAUACACCGAUGCUGGAUUCUCCGGAAGAAUGCCAAACCGACAUCUUGCAGAAGCAAUUGUCGGUGAUGCAAGAUGUUUGACAGAAAGAGCAGCGAUUGCUUGUAGAGAUAUGUUCGGCAAAACAGUCAUUUAUGGGGAUACGGAUUCUGUCUUUGUCGAUAUGGAAGAAACUGUAAAUAGAGAGAAUAUUGGCGAUCUGAUAGAUUAUGUUAAAACUAUGGCUGAAGAAAUCACAGCAAUGUUCCCGCCACCCAUUGACUUAAAGUUCGAGAAAGUCUACUGGCCCUGUAUUCUGGAGACAAAGAAGAGAUACUGUGGAUAUCCAUGGGAAAAGGCUGGUAAAAAGCCUGAGCUGGAAUCAAAGGGAAUCGAAAAUAUCCGAAGAGAUGGAGUUCUUGCGGGUGGUAAACUGGUAACGAAGGCGGCGAAAACGCUCUUUGACAUGGUUGUUGAUGGCAAACUCAGUUUCAGUAAACUAAAGGGAAUACUGAUAGACGAAAUCGUAAAGAUAAAGUCUAACCCAAUAGCUUUUCUACCUGAUUUGAUAUUUGAGAAAUCAUGGCGUGGAUAUGAUGGCUAUGCGCCAGGAGCUAAAAUUCCUGCUUGGAAAAUAGCAAGAAUCAAAUACAAACGAGGAGGACCCCUCAAUGGCCCUCCUUCAGGAGAACGGAUAAAAUAUUGCGUGGCGGUUCCUACCCCAGAAUCCGGAGAGUCUGUUUUCUCAAGAACGUGGGAAGUUGAGGAAUUCUUAUUUGGUGAUCUUCAGCCUGAUAUAGACUGGAUAAUCAGAAUUCAUAUUCUUCCUGGUUUAGAGCGGUUACUAGGCGCAGUUCACCCUCUACUUCGAGCGUCACGGUGGGAGGAAGACAUUACAGGCCAAGAAGCAUCGGUUACUGCCACGAAUGGUUCAUGGAAAACCUUUUCUGCCGCCGAACAGUGUAUUGCUUGCGAAAUGGAUGAUCCUGCACCCAACAAUGUUUUCUGCGAAGGAUGCAAAGAAAAUAGCGCAGUGAUGCGUGUCGUCGCGAACGAGAAAGAAAAAGUCGAAAACGAUCUAUCAAAAUAUCAGCGGAAAUGCUUUAAUUGCCACAAAGAAGCUUUCGGGACAGCGUCGAUCGAAGAUUUAGACGAAGAGUUUUGCACGAAUCUUGACUGCUCGAACAACUACCGACUGAUCUACACCGAGAGGAACAUGCCAGCAGUACUCAGAAACCGCCUGUUUGAACAUUUCUGUUCCUCUGCAUGA
Messenger RNA from Oikopleura dioica, 2595 nucleotides. The record is from the annotation of a GenBank genome assembly. NCBI's taxonomy places the organism in Eukaryota, Metazoa, Chordata, Appendicularia, Copelata, Oikopleuridae.